Lolium perenne is the source of this 478-nucleotide messenger RNA. RefSeq names its product protein neprosin-like. Lineage: Eukaryota; Viridiplantae; Streptophyta; Magnoliopsida; Poales; Poaceae. The record is from RefSeq and is a predicted model, not a curated record.
AUAAAACAUCUCAUACAAUGUUCCAUAAGCCACAUCCUCGAAGUCACAUCCAAUUACAAAGAGGAGGAUCCUCUGAUAAGAGCUUACAAUCGAUGGAGGCUGAACCAUUAGAGGGUGAAAUAGUUGAACGUAUCGCGGCAUACCAAUCCGUGCCAGGUCCUGCGACCUUACUGUAUGGUGCCAUGGCAACUUUAGAUGUUUAUGAGUCUCCGAAUAUCAACAAGGGACAAAUAGCUUCUUCUGGAAUAUGGGUAGAGAAUUAUCAAAAACAUCAGUCUGCUUUUGUUAAUGUUGUACAAGUCCGAUGGAAUAUUGAACCUUCUUACUAUGGUGACAACAAGACACAUUUCCUUAUAGGAUGGACGGUACUGUAAUCAGCCUAUUCUCAUUUGCUCACUAGUCUUAAUAACUUACAGAUUUCCAUCUAUGCACUUUUAGUUUGAGAAUACUAAGGGCAAACCCUAUGUUAGGCCUCGUG